Messenger RNA from Parnassius mnemosyne (clouded apollo), 318 nucleotides. Lineage: Eukaryota; Metazoa; Arthropoda; Insecta; Lepidoptera; Papilionidae. The record is from the annotation of a GenBank genome assembly.
AUGUGGGACCAAUGGCGAGCACCUACAGACAAAGAAUUUCCAGGGACGGCUUACGCCGCGAGACCGAAUGGUUGGAUGGAAACAGAGAUUUUCACUAACUAUUUCAAGAAGACCCUUAUUCCAGCUUUUGGCAGUGAACGACCUAUGUUAGUGCUAUAUGACGGUCAUGCCACACAUUUCUCUGUUGAUCUUGUGGAAACAGGGAUGGCCAAUGACAUAACUAUUCUUAAAAUUCCAGCGCACACCAGCCACCGUCUGCAACCAUGGGAUGUUUCUGUCUUUAAAUCCUUUAAAGCAUAUUGGGCAGAGAUUGCCUAA